GUGGAGUCUAAGUCAAAAUCUCGAGAGAGAGAAGGAAUCCCAACAACAAAUCUCAGUACUUCUCUUUUCCCCUCUUUUCAAAUCCAACAAUCAAUUUAUGAAAGCUGGAAGAAACUGGAAUUCAUCGUUUCGAAGUUCAAUCUCCAACAGCAAGCAAGCAUUGGUCGGCUGCUUUUGAUCAAACCCGUAAUUAAUUGGAUCACUAUUUGACAGUGCGUACUAUGUACCCUACCUCAAUCUCAAUCUGAUUCAAGGCUACAAUGUCCGCCACCCCAAGACAAAACAGCCUCGGCACUGGCGGUGUCCCUUGGAAUCAGGAUGCAGAAUCUCUUUUCCGGACAAAACCCAUCUCAGAAAUCCGAAAUGUCGAAGCAACCACCAGGAAGCAGAUUCAAGAUAAGAGUGAGGAGCUCCGCCAAUUGGUCGGAAACCGCUACCGCGAUCUCAUUGACUCAGCCGAUUCCAUUGUUAUAAUGAAGUCAUCCUGCGAGUCCAUCUCUGCAAAUAUCUCCGCCAUCCACCACUCCAUUCUCUACUCUCUCUCCUCCCCCGAUAUUCCAAGGUCCCCUCACUCCUCCACUUUUAACCCUGUGGGAGCCCGUAUUUACGGAAUUGCCUGCCGGGUCAAGUACUUGGUCGACACCCCUGAAAACAUCUGGGGCUGCCUCGACGAAUCUAUGUUUCUUGAAUCUUCUGCACGUUACAUCCGUGCAAAGCACGUGCAUUUCAACUUGCUGAACUACAAGGAUAACAAUAACGUGCUCUCGAAUUUCCCGUUGUUGCAACACCAGUGGCAAAUAGUGGAAGGUUUCAAGGUUCAGAUCUCGCAGAAGAGCCGUGAGAGAUUGUUUGAUCAAACCAUUAAUCUUGGAAUUGGUGCUUAUGCAGAUGCGCUGGCGGCUAUUGCCAUUGUGGACGAACUCGAACCGAAGCAAGUUUUGACCCUGUUUGUGGAAUCGAGAAAAUCAAUCAUGUCUCAAAAGCUGAGUGCGUGUUGUCGUGAUGCGAAUGCUGAUAGUUCUGAAGUAAUUUCCGUCUUCUGCUAUGUUCUGAAGAUAAUUCAAAUUACUGUAUGCCAAGUGGGGGAAUUGUUCUUGCAAGUGUUGACUGAUAUGCCUUUGUUCUAUAAAACCAUACUGGACACUCCACCUGCUUCUCAGUUGUUUGGGGGAGUACCAAACCCCGAUGAGGAAGUGAAACUGUGGAAUUUGUUCAAGGACAAGUUGGAGUCCGAUAUGGUAUUUCUUGGUCGGGAUUUUAUUUCCAAGACUUGUUCUGAUUGGCUGAGGAAUUGUGGGAAGGAGAUCACUAGCAAGAUUAGUGGAAGGUACUUGAUUGAUGUAGUGGGCAGUGGGUAUGAGCUUUCUCUGGCUGAGAAGUUGAUAAGGGAGACAAUGGACAGUAAACAUGUCUUGGAAGGUAGUUUGGAGUGGCUGAAGAGUGUUUUCGGUUCCGAGAUUGAGUUACCAUGGAAAAGGACGCACGAGCUAGUCUUAGGUGAAGAGUCGGAUAUAUGGGCUGAUAUUUUUGAAGAUGCUUUUGUCCAGAGGAUGAAAGGGCUUAUUGACUUGAAAUUUGAUGCAUUAAGUGGAGAUGUUGAUGUGGCGCAGUCAGUUCGAUCAAUUGCUAAACCUCCCGAUGAUCGCACCGAUUCUGAAGAUUACUUGAAGAGAUUACAAGUUGGUGGUGGCGUUUGGUUCAUUAAACCCAAUGGUAAAAUGCUAGGUUCUGUGCCUGGCUCAAAACUACACCAUUCCCAAGACAAUGAUUUGCUUAGCUGUCUCGGUACUUAUUUUGGCCCAGAAGUAAGCCGGAUUAAAGAUGCUGUGGAUAAUUGCUGUCAGAAGGUUCUAGAAGAUCUCCUCAGUUUCCUGGAGUCACCCAACGCGCCACGUAGGUUAAGGGAUUUGGCACCGUACGUACAAAACAAGUGUUACGAAACUCUAUCAACCAUAUUAAUACAACUCAAGAAUGAGCUUGACCACCUAUACAGCGACCUAAAAGAUGAAAAAAAAGAUGAUGCCUCGUCACUUUCUCCUGCUAUACUUGUUGAGAGAUCAUUAUUUAUUGGGAGACUUCUCUUUGCAUUUCAGAAGCACGCUAGGCAUAUCUCCGUGAUACUCGGUUCACCUAGGUCAUGGGCGAGUGAAGUUUUGACAGCUGUCACGACUCUGUCCCCAAUUGGAUCAAAACAUAUUAGAGUGGCAAGCGGCUCGCAAAUGACCGAUAGUCCUGGGAAAAAGAUGCUUGAUUCCAGCAGGAAACAGACUUCUCUAGUAAUGAAUGCUUUAUAUGGAGUGGAUGAUAAGUCGAGCCCACAACUUGAAGAUUUAAGGCAGACAACCCAAGAUCUAAGCGUCAGAGCUUACAAUCUGUGGAUAACAUGGGUUUCUGACGAACUUUCAAACAUAUUCUCCAGAAAUCUCAAACAGGACGAUGCCUUGUCAUCCACUGCUCCAGUCAGAGGUUGGGAGGAGACUGUAGUCAAACAGCAAGAACAAUCCAGUGAAGGGCAGUCAGAGAUGAAGAUCUCUCUUCCUUCUAUGCCUUCUCUAUACGUGACAUCAUUUUUAUGCUAUGCGUGUGAAGAGAUUCAUCGUGUUGGUGGCCAUGUAAUUGAUAAACCAAUUCUUCAGAAUUUCGCAACAAGGCUUUUCGAUAAGGUUGUUGCAAUUUAUGAGGCUUUACUGUCAACUGAAGAAGUUCGUGGGUCUCAAAUGUCAGAGAAGGGUGUUCUACAAGUCUUGUUCGAUUUGAAAUUUGCUGCUGAUGUUUUGUCUGGAGGUAGUUACAAUGCAAAUGAGGAUUUAUCGGAAAUUUUUACCGGGAGAUCUCCUUUUAGAAGGAAGCAGAAAGCACAGCAAUCCAACACGGUCAUAGGAGAACGUACUAAACCGUUGGUAAAUCAGCUUUCACAGAGGCUAGACCCCAUUGACUGGCUAACGUACGAGCCAUAUCUUUGGGAGAACGAGAGACAGGCAUACUUAAGGCAUGCUGUCCUUUUUGGGUUUUUUGUGCAACUUAAUAGGAUGCAUAUGGAUGCUGUGCAAAAGCUACCCACUAAUUCUGAAUCGAAUAUUAUGCGCUGCUCUGUAGUACCUCGUUUCAAAUAUCUCCCCAUCAGUGCUCCAGCAUUAUCUGUGAGGAAUUCAGCGAGGACAUCUGUGUCGGCAUCUACAGAUGAUGUUUACUCGAGAAAUUCAUGGAAAAGUUACACGAGUGAUGAGAUAUCCCGAAGUACAGAUGUGGAUGAGGACUCGAGUUUAGGUGUGGCUGCACCAUUUUUGAAGUCCUUCAUGCAGGUAGGGAGCAGAUUUGGGGAGAGCACAUUAAGGCUGGGGUCGAUGCUAACAGAUGGUCAAGUAGGAAGGUUUGGUGACAUAUUACCUGCUCAAGCUGCCGGUCUCCUUUCCUCCUUCACUACUGCCAGAUCAGAUUAUUGACCAAAAUCAUUGACCGUGGAACUAACCAUGUUGAUUGAAGCUCUGGAUCGAAGCGGCAAUUUUUUCAACUGGUUUUGCAGAAGCAGUUUUUUGCCUUGGUAUGUAAGCUUUGAGAAGGAAUCAUAUGCUGAGGUGAAUUUACAUAUAUAACCUUGUGCGUUGUGUGAGGAGAUUACAAGAGCUUGAGACGUAGGCCAAUCUUCAUACCAAAUGGUGUAAUAUCAUGUAAUAUAUUACCAACUUUCACCCCCUACCCCCCACCCACCCACAUUCCAUUGUUUCAUUUGAGAAUUUACUAUCUAUAUAUUGAAAUUUUGACUUAUGAUGGAAUAAAUUUGAUUAACAAAAAUAUAAA
This is a messenger RNA of Erythranthe guttata (spotted monkey flower), 3798 nucleotides long. RefSeq names its product Vps51/Vps67 family (components of vesicular transport) protein. Lineage: Eukaryota; Viridiplantae; Streptophyta; Magnoliopsida; Lamiales; Phrymaceae. The record is from RefSeq and is a predicted model, not a curated record. Gene Ontology annotation, biological process: intra-Golgi vesicle-mediated transport. Gene Ontology annotation, cellular component: Golgi apparatus; COG complex.